Molecule: messenger RNA, 972 nt
Organism: Solanum tuberosum (potato)
Lineage: Eukaryota; Viridiplantae; Streptophyta; Magnoliopsida; Solanales; Solanaceae
Exons: 2
Coding region: 1-972 (323 amino acids)
Source: RefSeq, a predicted model, not a curated record
AUGGGUGAGCUUAAAACGGGUAGAGGCUUGCAUCAAGAAGUUGGUAUUUCUAGAGCUUGCGAUACUCGUUGGGGAUCUCAGUUCAAAUCUUUUAAUUGUUUUAUUCUCAAGUUUGGUACAAUUAUGGACAUUCUUGAUAAUAUUGUUAAAACUGCACAUUCUAUGGAUGAAAGAUCCAGGGCAACAGGAUAUAUCAGAAUUGUUCAAACUUAUGAGGUUGCAUUCAUGUUGCAUUUGAUGAAAGAAGUUUUAGGAAUUACUAAUGAUCUUAGUACAUGUUUACAAAAAAAGGAGCAAGACAUUGCAAAUGCCAUGCUACUUGUUAAAGUGGCCAAGAGAAGGCUGCAAGAGUUGAGGGAAAAUGAAAGAUGGGAUUUAUUUGUUGUUGAGGUUUCUGCAUUUUGUAUCAAGUAUAAUAUUGUAGUGCCUAAUUUUGAUGAGCCGUAUGUUAAUUCUGGAAGAUCACGACGUAAAUCUGCUGAUUAUACUGUUUUUCAUCAUUAUCGUGUUGAAGUAUUUUGUAAAAUAAUUGGUUGGCAAUUGCAAGAACUCAAUGAUCGUUUUGAUGAGGUGACAACCGAGUUGUUUUAUGGAGUUGCUUGUUUGAAUCCGGUAGACUCAUUUUCAAGUUUUGAUAUCCAGAAAAUAAUGAGAAUGACUGAAUUAUAUCCUGAUGACUUUGAUGAACUUAGCAUGUGUGCACUUGAGAAUCAACUAGCAAAUUACAUUAUUGAUGUCCGUGAUAUCGAUAAAAGGUUCUCUGAUUUACAUGGGCUUUUUGCCAUUGUAUCCGUUGAAAGAGCUUUUUCGGGAAUGAAAUUUAUUAAGAAUGAGUUGCGAAGUCAAAUGAAUGAUGACUUCUUGAGCGGUUGCAUGGUUCCUUUUAUGGAGAAAGAUGUGUUUAAGGAUGUUUCAACGGAUGAUAUUAUUUUGUAUUUUCAAGCAAUGAAACCUCGUCGAAUAGUAUUGUAA